CGGGCUUGGCAUAGUACGAUAAGAUACAACCUGGGCAAGACUUCUAGCCUCAAGUAUCCCAUCUAAUUGAAUGAUACAUGGGAUGCGGCUCUCAACAAUUUCUAUUGUGAGUCAUUCAUACCCUUUAUUCCAACUGACCACCAAUGAAGCCGAAGCUACACGGAAUAAGCCGCCACAGAAUGUAACCUGGAUCAUUUAGCGUUCCCAAGGCGGUAGGUGCACGUCAUGGCGAGGCUUUGAAAGCAAUGCCCUAAUCAAGUCCCCUACUCGACCAGAUGGCCGCACUCCCUGGCUCCCCAAAAUGACCCAUGGACGCUGGAAAAGGUAGAAAAUACUGUUCUCCCGCCUAACUAGAAUUGAGGCGCAUUGACCCUCAGUCAAAUGACUCACAGUGAAGGGGAUAUAUAUGUGUGCUCAGCAGGAAGUAACUCUAGCCUCUCCAACUCAGAUUUCUCUCAAUUACAUUGCUCAUCAAGAUGGAAGGGCUACACCCCAACGAGGCAGAGCAGUAUGACCUGCUAGUCGUCGUAGAUGCCACCGCUUCCAUGCAUAGCUUCCUGAAGUCGCUUAACAACUCCCUCCGUCAAAUCAUAUCCAUCUCGGAGCUCACUCGAUGCUUCUCGAGGAUUGGAUUAUUAGCCUAUCGUGACUAUGUCUGCAAAGACCUGCUAGAAUGGUCUGGGUGGUUCGAUACCUCGCUGACCACAAGUGAUACGCAACCCGAUCUACUCGCAAUCGCUGCGUCCCUAGAUACUCAAGGGAAUUAUGACGUCCCGGAAGCGGCUAAGACAGGACUAGCUAAAGCUUACGAAGUCAUGCGGUCAGACGCCAAAACGGUUAUACUCUUCUAUGCAGACGCACCCCCUCAUGCUUGGGGUAAUAACCCGAAUCUAGACAACCGCGGGCCCGACGAAAACCACGGGAGGGAACAGAUCGCUUUAUCAAUUUCUACCUGCUAUGGUGGCUUCGGCCCCAAGUUCAAGGACUGGGUUUCCGCCUGCAACCUCCUACGCGAGGGUGAGAAAAGGGUUCAGGUCUUUUGCAUUCUCGAUCCAUCCAUGUGCCAUACCUACAACCAUGCCUCUGCUAGCUACUAUACCUAUCUUUCCACCAUGACACAAGGGUCAUGUAUUGUUUUACCAUCAGCCAAACCCUCGGCAAUAUCAAAGGUGACUAUUGAAGUCUUGUUGACCUGGAUGGGAGUGGGAAAGCCUGCUGUCGACGAUGUUGGCGAGGAAACAUCUCCGUAUCUCCUGAGCUACCCUGACCUGAAGGGGAUUGAUAAAUUCCGGGAUGAGAGAGAUGAGGAGGCGCGUUCGUACCUCCCAACUCCAGAUUCACACCGUCUUGCUGGAAGUCUCAAAAUGCAACGGUUGUCCCCCUAUAUUAUGCACAAUUCUAUUCAAAAGAAAACCGCUCCCGUCGCUGACUUUACUAAGUCAUGGGCUACCGAUCCAUCGUACCAAGCAUUAGCGGUGAAACACCUAAAGCAAAUUAUCAUAGAAGAUGUUACCGUCAUAGCUGUCAAUGCAAUCUUCGCCACGCUUUGGCGAAACAUUUGUACCGACCGAGCACACCCGGCGCGAUCUGAGUUGCUCAAUGCAUUCAGUUUACAGGUCAGUCGUAUAACAGACCCGGUGGACAGAUCUCGGAUGACAGACUGGCUAGAGGCAUCAUAUGACUACACUGGGGAAGUCGUAGAACUUAUCAACACUGUCCCAGAGACUGAGCGAUUCCCCUGUGUUUGCCUCGAUCCUACUCUCACUUUUACGCACCCCGAUCACGACAAAAAUGAGAAUUACAAGAAGACAACAACGGACAUUACGACCUUCACGAGGGCCGAACUUCUGGAGAUAGGCCGGUCCUGCGAUCCAGACAUCCUUCGCCGUCUAAGCCGUGUUCUUACUCAAUUAACGUACAUUCAGAGUCCAGCAGACCUUCCGGAGCACAUUGCAUCAAUGACGGACCGAGACAUGCCAAGGAUACCUAUCGCUCUCGCAAAAGAGAAGUAUAAACGCAAAUUCUGGCAGAUCCUACUGCAUAUCGUUUGCCCGGGAACUAUGUUAUCUACUCGGCCUUCCAGCGUUCUCGCCGCCUUGGCCUUGAGGCUGGGCAUCACACCUCUACUCCCUGCGGCUGAGAGUCAGCUUCUAACUAUGAAGGACAGAUGGAACGACAUAGAGGUGCCAGAGACUUGGACCAUCUCUUGUAUGACGUUACUCCUUGAUGCUGAUCGCAAGUACCAACAGCGACAGUCAUUAAACCAGACGACAAACGACACUGGAGAUUCUGCAGUAACAGAAAUGCCCACCGUUUUGAAACCAAGCGAUAGGGAGCUCUUUGAAAAGUUGAUCGCGUACCGGUUCUUAGAACUCAACCUCCACACAACCUUUACCGCUCAGAUUGGAUGGAAGCCCGAAAAAACCUUGAUCCCUAUUGGUCCAGUCGUAACCUGCAAGUCCUGUCAUUACCCACGAUCCGUCACCAUCAUGGGUCAUGAUGGACAGUGUGGCGUUUGUCUAGGCAACUCGACUCGCGCGCACUGUAGUGUUACCAAGGACGACACUGACAAGACGCCAGCGGCAUGGGUGGAAUGCCACAACACAAAUUGUAGGGCACAGUAUGUGGUUUACGAUGUGGAAAGUCUACGAGUCCGGCCAAAAUGCCACUACUGCAGAGUAUGGAAUGCCGCAGUUCCCUCUACAAGGGACGAAGUUCCCCUUGCGCCCUAUGUGGAGUGCCAUAGAUGCUUGAGUCGCAUUAUCUGGCCAGAGCCGUACCGUCCCGCUGACUUCGUGGAGGCUGAAUAUCUUUGUCCGGGGUGUACUACAGGACGGCAAACGAUAGUGGACGUGGAAACUUCCGCAGAACAGCUGAAAGAGGAAAACACAGUUCGCUGGUUCAUCCAGGACACUAAACAGCCAAGCGGCCAUACUUUCAGCAACCGAUCGCUCUUCCAUACCGUAUCGAGAAUCGGGCCCGAUAAAUUUGUCGCUCAAAUCAUGCUUUUUCCUGAUACAAACCCGCACCUCACUAUUCGAGGCAAACUGGUUCGGAACAGUGAAUCAAUAAUCUCCAAGCUACAGGACCACGUAUCCCGGAGACGUUCUGUGAAGGUCGCGUGUUCCCUCUGUUUCAGCAACUUCCAUCCCACAGCUCUCAGCUCUGCCUGUAGCCGUCGAGGGUGUCAAGAGCGGAUCUGCAAAGAAUGUCUGUCGCAAUGGUACGGUCUCAACGCCCCUGGCAGGAUAAUCAAUACGGCAGCCUUGUCAUGUCCAUUCUGUCGACGGUUACCCUCCGCCCGUACAUUGGCAAAGCACGGAAUGGGCAUCCACGCCGUUGGAAACCUCCAAGGCGCGAUUCAAGACCGUGGAACAUGGAUCUACGUCUGGUGCCGGUCUUGUGCGACAGCAAAGCCAUAUCUAGAGCGUGUAUGUGCCCAGGGGGCACCUCCCGAAGUCACGAACUGGCGCUGCGAAGAAUGUAUUAAGCCAGGCAAGUCAGCAGUCAAACCAUGUCCGGGCUGUGGAGUCAUGACGGAAAAGAUCAGUGGGUGUGGCCACAUUCAGUGUGAAGUGGAAGAUUGUCAUACUCACUGGUGUUAUUUCUGUGGUGACAAAUUCGACAAAGGUCUCAUAUAUUCUCAUAUGACAGAGAUACACGGUACCAUAUAUGAUCAGGAGGAUGGUUUGGACUAUGAUCUAGAUGAUGAGAACGACAAUUAGAAUAUGUCGAAGAAGGAGAGCCAUGUUUAUAACAGGUGUUCAGGCAUUGAGGCGCCGAUCACGAUAUUUUAUGAGAAAUAGCGAUCUUUUUAUGAAUGGCGGAUAUAUCAUAGCAUCUAUAAUAUCAAGUCAUAUAAUUGUUUUCUGGAAUUACCAACAUAUUCUUUAGGCAAGCUACCCUCAUGGAAAUGAAUUGGGAAGAUGGUUUUGGUGACUACUGGGUACGCAACUGGACUUUUUUAUCUCUGGGUGGAUAAAAGUGUUCAGGAGUUUUAAGAUCUUAACGGUGAUCCGUCGAAUAUAUAUUUCCAAAGACAAGA
Messenger RNA from Aspergillus alliaceus, 4045 nucleotides. RefSeq lists its product as uncharacterized. The coding region runs from base 477 to 3725 and encodes 1082 amino acids. NCBI's taxonomy places the organism in Eukaryota, Fungi, Ascomycota, Eurotiomycetes, Eurotiales, Aspergillaceae. The record is from RefSeq and is a predicted model, not a curated record. The transcript has a single exon.